GGUGUGUUGCGGGCGAGGGCAGCGAGUGACCCUGCAUGGACAAGUGGGGACUGAAGGGUGAUCUGGGACCUGACAGUCACCCGCCACUAACCAAGCAACCAAGCAACCGAGCGCUCAGGCAAAGUCAACUCAGCUUCAGUUGCGGGGUGACGGGGGGUGGAUGCAAGCCUCCGCGAGUCGGCGACCGCUCUCAGCCCGUACCCCCCGAGGGUUGGGGCGGUGUGCCGAGGUAGGCAAGCGGCUGGCUGGCUUGGCGGGCCGCAGCGAGCCGGGAUUUAGUGAGCUGUGGGAUGUUGUGGAGAGGGGACGUGCGACGCUACGGAGCGCUCACUCGUCCUGGGCCGUGCUCACCCGCUGCCUGUACCUUGGGUCCCGUCGUGGCUUAAUUCCGGACUGGUGAUUCCGCUCCUCCUCGCUAAAAUAUCCUCUUUGCCAGCGAGACAAAGAAAUAUUUUACGUUAUGGACGCGAGGUGUUGAAUGGAUUAAGUGUUCCUAAAGUGCAAUGUGACUUUUAAAGUUACUUCCUCACCGAAGUAGACUUUACAAAGUUAUAAUUGUGAGCAAGGACUAGAGUGAGCGGUGUGCUGUUCGCCUGUCAUCACCAUGAUCGUGUGCACCUCAUACCAAGAAGAAAGACAUAUCGUCCAAAACGAAGUGCAGUAUGUGUAAGAUGGAAAUGCUUGGCCAUCAGUAGACUCGGCGUUGUUUACUCAGUAGAGUCCUGGCAAGCAGCGUCUGCUCCCCUCGCCGCACCUCCAUCCGGGCUUCGUGCCUGACUCGGGAUGUGUGUGUUAUGGACGUUAUCGCCUUGUACGGCGCCAAGCCUACACGCCCUCCCCUUGCAUACCAAACGCCCCAGCUACACGCCAUGCCACUCCCUUCACUUUGGUGGCGGCGGCAGCGUGAGCGUGGCUACCUGCGAGCACCGCUUCUCCUCCUCGGGCGGCGCGCCCCCUCCCUACUCCAGGCUUCCCCCAGACGGACAUGAGUUCCCCAGCAACUACGCCGAGGGUCUACCAGAUAAAAUGUCUCGCUACGCCCGCUACUCCCGCCUAGCCAUGGAGCUAGACAGUCCCGGCAGUCCCCCUCCCUCCGCCACCACGCCACGCACCCGCUCAGCUCCGGGCACUCCCCUCGGCCCACCCCCACCCAUACCUCGUUCUUCCCCCACAGCCAGUAAGACCUACAGCAGUGACAGGACCUUAGAUUCAGGCAACAACAAGUGGACGGGAAAUGAAGAACGCAAGUCAAGGGAACAAACUCCCACACGAAGCCGUUGGCGCAGACAGGACGAACGCAGCGAGAAGAGUGUCCGAGAUAAGAUCGCCAUGUUCUCUACAGACGGCCCUGACCAGCCCCACCCUAAAACCAGGAAGCUGGAUAAGCAGGAGAGUGAAGAGGGAACGAUGAAGCGCUCCUUCACUGAGGACGACGUUCGGCUUGAUAACUCUGCUAGCUCCAACUCCAAAUCUGGCCGCGAGCCCCACAGCAGCUCUCGGUCCCUAAGCAAGACCUCUGUGUUUAGCUCCAUGAUCAAUGUUAGUACUUCUGAGCCUAAAGAUAACACCAAGCACAUGUCAACAGCAUCCAGUGAGGUGGAUAUCAGACAAGACACACCACCAACUCCACGGAGCCACGGCAUGCGAGAGGAAAAGAGGGAUGAUGAGUCUAGUUCAAGCGGUCUCCACUCACGCUCACAGUCUCUGAUUGACAUAGGUAGAACAUCUCUUACAAAGCGUCACAGUGUUGGUGCCUACGACCGACCUUCCGUAUACCAGUACGGAAUUGAAAAGCCAGAGGAGCGAGAGCGCCGCACGUCACUCACGAAUCUGAUAGAACAGAGAAGGAAAAGCUUCGGCUCAAAACUUCUUGGACUGGUGAUUCCUGAGAGUCGUGGAAGCGAGGGGAGUGACAAGGCCUCCAUCGACCUGCCUCGUAUCUCCAGUGUACCGCCAACAACAGCCUCCAAAACCAUGUCCCUCCCACGUGAAGGUCAGCGUUCUCCCAGGCUCUACAAGGCAGAUUCUAUUUCCAGCAUCGAUUCUUGUGAGUCUAACACCAGUAGACACAGCUCCCUCAAUGCUCCGCCAUGGAAGAGCCAUGGCACCAGCACUUUACCCAAAUAUUCACCUGCAUUUAAGCGAAAGAAUAUGAGUGUAUUUAGUAAGUCAGAUAACCUCCCCCCACUUAGUGGUCGCUCUCACAGCGCAUGCAGCACCUCACCUACUAGUGACUUGUCACAGCCGUCUCCUACCCCUCCAUGUCACUCUCCUCCCAAGAGCUUAGAGACCAUUUCUCCACCCAGUUCAGAGCACACUUAUGACAUGAACGAUGGCAGAUAUAACAGUGAUAGGCACAGUUACAGUAAGCUGCCUCUCUCCCAGAAAAAUUCAUACGAGUCUCGCCAUAACAGAGCCGAAGACAGUGACAAUGACUCUGCAGUCAGCUCUACACAAUCCAGCUACUCUCAGGGCAUGUCACCCCCAUCCUCCCCGAUGCCUGAACAGGACGAGCUUGAGGACCGUCGUGGCAGAGGUUACAGGUCACGGUUAUCUCAACAAAAUUCAUUGGAUGACCAGGAUGCCGCUAGAAGAGUUCUGAAGCGUGGAAGCAUUGAGGCAGAAAACAGAAGGAAUGUGAUCAAUUCUGCGAGAUGCAGCUCAGGAAGAAACAGUGACGAACACCAGACUCCGGAAAUAAUCCGCAAAUACUCCAGUUCCUCGGACAGAGGGGAAGAUUCAGAUCGGUUUCCUAAUCGGCUAGACUCUGAGCUACGGGAGGGACCCAAGGUGACUGGCUUGCGGCGCCAAGCGUCUACUUCAUCAACUUCAUCCACAGCCUCAUCUCGACGAUCUUCUCAUGAUUCAUCCAGACGGAACUCGAAAGACUCUGUCAUCCACGUCACCAAGUAUGACGAAGCGAAGGUGUCUGCGGAGCCUGUUUAUUUUGACCAGGAGGGAGAAAUGUACAAGGAAUCGCAGUUAAAAGUUGCUUAUGUAAAUGAAAUCACUGAUGAUUUUGAGCAACUUAACGAAUGCAACAACAAGGAUGUAAUCGCUGAAGUCCAACUCUCAUCACCACCCUCGCGGCGGACUACGGAGGCUUCGGAUUCCUCUGACACAAGCCAAGGUGUGCCAUCCAAUCCCAGGAGGGGAAAUCGUUGGGCUGAACUGGAGAUGAAAUAUGGAUCAACCAACUCCACUUCAGAUAUAGAAUCAAAAAUUCAACGAAUGAGGAGGGCCUCCGAUUCAAGCUCCCCUGACCACACCAAGAAAAAUUCAGGUGGAUUCCGCGCCUUGGCAGAGAAGUGGCAACAGCGUGCUGAAGAAGACACGGCAGCGCCUCCCCAACCAAACCUGGCUCGCAGGGAAAGCAAUGGUCGACUUGAGGCCUCUGUUCGGUCUUCACGCCAGUAUGAGGAACGAUCGGCAACGACAUCUACUCAGGAGAAGCCGACGCGUCCCUCCAGACUGUACGAUAACCAGUCUGACGUGGAUGGGGCUCAACCAGCUCAGUCAGAUCUCCAUAGCGAAUCUACCCAGUCUUCGUCCAACAGCCUCAGUAGCAGUGGUGACACUCGCGCCGAGAAUCUUGAUAUUCCUCGGGCAGAAGUUCCUGAUCGCAAGCUCUCGAUGCCAGAAUAUGGCAAUGGUGGCGUCAAAAUGCGCGACCGACGUGAAGGGGGCACUGGGGGCGCGCCAUCCCGACCUACUAGUCUCAUUGAGGGUGGUGAUGGGGGCGUGAUGGACUCUAAUUACCUCACCGGAUGUUCCCAGCUUAGUCCAACUGCCUCCACGGACUCCCGCGACGAUCUCUUCACUCCUGAAACCUCUCUUUCACGGACCUCAAGCAAGGAGGUCCUGGAUGCCUUCUCGCGUCCUCGUGCCAACAUCGGCAUCUCAUUCCCUCGUGUGGGAGCCUCCACCACUCCUAAAAUUGACGACAUCAUGAGAGCUUUUGAACGCCAUGACAUGAGGAAGCGCGGAGGAAUAGGAGCAGGAUCGUCACAUCCCCGCAUGUCGUCUCUGGAUUCAACGAACAGCGAUGAGGGUUUGAUUGGGGCGCAUUAUGGCUCCGUGACAUCCCUGGCCUCAGGACAGCGCGACCAGUACGGCUCUAUCACCUCUCUCGCCUCCUCCACAUCCCUUAUAUCUCCACAGGAACUGGCUCAGCUAAUUGAGGAAGCUAACCAGUCACUGGAGGAAUCUGGGACGCCAUCUCAUGAAAUCCUGGUGGUGGUGCUGCACAGGGAGAUUGUCGGCCACGGCUCCAUCGGCAUCACUCUGGCAGGCGGCGCGGACUAUGAAACAAAGGAGAUUACGGUGCACAAGGUCAUCCCCGGCAGCCUGGCUGAUCGUGAUGGCCGCAUCCAGCGUGGAGACAGAGUCCUUUCCAUCAACGGCAAAAAUCUUCGAGGUGUGUCCCACAAGGAGGCUCUUAGUAUACUUAAGUCACCAAGACCAGAGGUUGUACUUGUGCUAUCCAGAAGUCGUUCAGUUACUCCACAAGAGUCAAACAUGACAGAAUCCGAUGGGAACUUUAUCCACCGUCCGUCCCUCAUCAACCACGUCACUUCUCCAAGGCCUCCCAAGAUCCUAGAGUCACCAAUGGACAGCAAAAGCCUCAUUUCAGAUGUAGCAGCAAUGUCAGUCCCCAGAGGUCCUCCAUUCACCAUUACCUUGGUGAAAGAUGGUGCUGGUCUUGGAUUCUCACUGGAGGGUGGCAAAGAUUCACCUUUGGGUGAUCGUCCUCUUACUGUGAAGAAAAUAUUUAGUGGUGGUGCAGCAGACAAGGGUGGUAUUCUCAAGGUGGGCGAUGAGCUGGUCAGUGUAAACGCAGUUGAUGUGACAGGGAUGGCACGUAUUGAGGCUUGGAACUUCUUGAAAAAGUUACCAGAUGGCACAGUUACUCUUGUGCUAAGACAAAAAUUGGAUGGUUCCUCAGCAAAGAAUGAAGAAUAAACUUAAGAAUAUUAUAUAGAAAUGUAACUAAUGUGCAGUUAUUUUCUGUCAAAGUGUAUUUUAAAUUUUUGUUCAUUUGAUUUAUGUGGUGAAUUAUACUUUUAUCAUAUGUCAUUGACAUUAAACUCAAAAUAUCUUUUGAACAGGAUGUAUUGUGGAACAGUAUGUAUUGUGUCUGAAAUAUCAAAGAAUAUAAUGUCUGUAAUUUUAAGAGAUUUCAGAAAAUUUUGUAUCCUAUUAUGUUUCAUGUUCAUUUAUUGAGGUAUUUAAUUAUUCUUUUCAUUGGUAUAAGUGAUAAACAUAUCAUUCAUAAUAAAUGUGAGAUAUUUUCAUGUCAUUGUUUUCAGUUCAGUUUAUCAAGGAAUAUUUUAAGAAUGUGGAACAUCUAUCUUGGUCAUUACAAUAAUAAGGAUGCUGAGGACUUUGAAAUUGAAACUCAGCAAAACAAGCCUCUGUAAUACAUUCACUUUGUUCUCACUUUUGUGAUGUAUUAAGUAAACAACUGGAACAGAGCUACAGAGACAGUGGAUCAGUUUUAAUUAACAGUUCUGAAUAUGAUAAUGCUAUUAAAGAGCAAAAUCAUUGCUAUUUUAAUUGUAAUGUGCACCAGUCAAGAAGUUUUUAUGUUUGAUUAUUUACAUGUAUGUAUACAACAUUCAGUGUUUUCAUUUACUUCAUUUUUUCACAUACCUCCAAAUAUAUGAUAUGCAUUUAAUUUUCCUAUAUAUUUAAUAUCUGAAUUUUGUACUAAGACCUUGCAUAAUGAAGGAUAAUGAAUAAGUGGUAUGAUCUUACAGUGAUAAUUUUAUUGAGACUUUGCAUCAUAGCUCAUCUUCUUGAAAUGUUAUAUGUACUUACAUUGGGAAAGAUUUAUGCACAUUAGGUACAUAGGAAUAAUAUAGAAAAGUUGGAUUCUCAUUGUGCAGUGACUGCAUAUUGCAGUUUUCUUGUGAUCAUUAUGAUAGACUGGUGGAGGUACAAGAUUAGAAAUGGAUAUGGACAGUGGUGCUAUGGUAGAGGCUGUAUCUGGAUUGUUUAGCAGUCUCUCCAAGUUUUCAGAGAUUCCACAAGUUAUGCCUUUCACACAACCAAUGAGUGGCAGUGAAGACCUAGUGGGAUCUGAGGAGUUGGUGCAUUCCACAUUAUAUGCCAACCCUCAUCUGUGAUAGGUGCAUUUCUUUAUGCUGGUGGAUGGAUCAAGUUUUCAUCCUAGGACUUGGGGUUGUAUUGCAAAGACACGCACAACCUUUUCCUAUAUGUUAUAUGAAGACAGCACAUAGUUCCAUCUGCAUACAUGAAUGUCACCAUAUUCUUACUUCUGUCAUUAUUAUGUUAUGUACAUCAUUUUACCCUUUAAGAUAACAUCAUCCUUUUCUGUUCAUUAUAGUAUUAUUCAUUGAUCUACAUUAGGAUUUCCUGGGUGAAUGGAUAGCAUUUCACAGACUACAUACAGUAACUGUAUCUUCUUAUUCUUAGUUUGCUUUCAUGUAUGUACUAUUAUUUGUUUUAGAUUUUAUCCAUACUCUCUUGAAGAUUAGAAGAGAAAAGGUCUAAACAGUGACUGAAAUUCUAUUAGAUGCACACACCAAUGAUUAGGCCAUGUUUGUUGUGUGCAACGUGCCAGCAAUCCUUUGAAGAUGCUUUCAGCAAUGUUUUGUGACAGCAUUGCCUGAUUACUUUUGUAUUAUAAUGUACAUAGUAUUUUUAUAAAGAUUCAUUCAUUACAUAAUCAUAUAUUGCUUUCAUAUUAAACUUACUAUUUGCAAUAUUGUAUAAGGUAUUGUAUUUAACCUUGUGGCCAACAAAAAGUGAUGGAAGGUUUUUAUUUUUGUUUGAUUUUUCUCUCUCCAUAUCAUUUUAUCAUGAUGUGAUUAGGCAGAAACCUUUAUGAUAAAUCACUGCAACAGUUGUACAUACAUCACUAAUACCUUGGGAUUCUGCUUUGAAUAUGCCGGGUAUGCUUCUUUAGUAUAUCCAUUGUUUUGUGCUUUUUUUGAGAAAUGAAUCUGUUAUUUGUAUAUAACAUCAGAAUAAUGAGCAUGUUAUUAGUGCCUCAGCUUUAUAUGGGAAAGCGGACCAAAUAAAAAUAAUGAGAAGUUA
Scylla paramamosain (green mud crab) is the source of this 7062-nucleotide messenger RNA. RefSeq names its product dentin sialophosphoprotein-like. The transcript has 8 exons. Gene Ontology annotation, molecular function: CD4 receptor binding; cytokine activity. NCBI's taxonomy places the organism in Eukaryota, Metazoa, Arthropoda, Malacostraca, Decapoda, Portunidae. The record is from RefSeq and is a predicted model, not a curated record. Gene Ontology annotation, biological process: leukocyte chemotaxis; induction of positive chemotaxis. The coding region runs from base 784 to 4962 and encodes 1392 amino acids.